AUGCCUUCGCGUUGCCAAAAUAUUUGGAUCAGUAAUCAAAUCUUUACGCAAUAAAGGCAUUUUAUUGGCUUCGACGGCAGCUGUUGGGGUGGGAACGAAAUGAAGUAUUUUUAUCUUGUUCUUUUUGUUUAAGAUUCUUGUUUUUACGGUUUUACCCAAUUUUUUGCAUUUUAACGCUUAAUUCUGAAGUUAUAUUAUUUGGUUUGGGACUUGUGCCUUGUUAUGAUUGUUGUUGUAUGAUUGUUGUUAUUUGGUCUUAAUCAGUUGGACAUAAACUGGCGCGCUAUGUGCAUCAUGUGGAAUUAAUUGAUCAUAUGAAUGAACCCACGUAUGAUCGUCUGUUAUAUCUGCGGUCGAGAGUAUGGUAGUCUCAGCAUCGACAUCCACAUUCCCAAAUGCCUCGAGAAAUGGCGCAACGAGAACAACAAGCUCCCCAAGAAAGAGCGUCGCCCAGAGCCCCGCCCACCUCAGAAAUCCCUCCCCCUCGCUGGGCAGUCGGACCGCCAGGCAAUUCAAGAAUUCAACGAGGCGGCGUAUCAAGCGGCCAAGGAUGCCAACCUCGUACAAUGCGAGAUUUGCGGACGACGCUUCCUACCAAAAAGUUUAGCCCAUCACCAGAAAGCCUGCCGCCCGGGGGUGGUGACCUUUCUCCCCAAACCACCCGGUUUCUCGCGUCACAAAAAGAUUAUCCUCCGUAAAGGCGGCGGCAGCACCGCCCGGCCAUCCAGUCGCGUGGAGUCGGUGGAGGCCAGCAGAAUCCGGCAGUUUAUUUCCGCGCAAAAACGCGCCAGUGUCAGCGCAGCGCCGAUCACCAGCACUCUGUUAAGUCCGCGUGCGGCGAUGGCCGGGAAGGGCUCUGUGCGGGGAAGAGGGAUAGCUGCGCCAAGUACGGGCAUGUCAAAAAGUAUGGCUUCCGGUGGAGGGAACCGAAAGGUCACUGUCCAGGAACCGCGUGGCUCCAUGGGACAGGGUCCACCGACGGUGGUGUGUUACAUCUGCGGUAGGGAAUUCGGCAGGACAUCGAUUGGUAUUCAUGAGCGACAGUGCUUAGACAAAUGGAGAACGCAGAACAGUCAACAGCCGGCGCAUCUCCGAAAAGAGGAACCCAAAAAACCUGAUACGGCACUACUCGGGAGUCGUGCGACAAUGGAACAGAUCAAUGCCCAGGCAUACGAAGCUUUCAAGAACAAUUUGGCGCAAUGUGAGCGGUGUGGCCGACGUUUCUUACCCGAUCGCUUAAUUGUACAUUUGAGAAGCUGCAAAGGUUGAUACCCAGAUAUUUAAAAAUCGAAAACUUAAUCUGAGAAUUGUACCUAGGCUAGAAUGGUCCUAACUCCUAGAUACUAUCAUCCUAGGUGAAACUCCACAUCUAUGUAAAAAAGGUUUAAAAUUGGUAAGUAAUUUUCAACAGCGUGCAGAGUAUGCUUGUACAGAGUU
Messenger RNA from Paramacrobiotus metropolitanus, 1437 nucleotides. Its product is annotated as zinc finger protein 474-like. Lineage: Eukaryota; Metazoa; Tardigrada; Eutardigrada; Parachela; Macrobiotidae. The record is from RefSeq and is a predicted model, not a curated record. The transcript has 4 exons. Bases 319 to 1269 code for a protein of 316 amino acids.